Molecule: messenger RNA, 1425 nt
Organism: Prunus avium (sweet cherry)
Lineage: Eukaryota; Viridiplantae; Streptophyta; Magnoliopsida; Rosales; Rosaceae
Product: Peroxidase superfamily protein
Biological process (GO): hydrogen peroxide catabolic process; response to oxidative stress
Molecular function (GO): heme binding; peroxidase activity
Source: RefSeq, a predicted model, not a curated record
AUGAGAAGCCAAAUAUCAUUUGUGUUUCUUGUUCUCCCAUGUUUGGGCCUAGUUGCUCUGAGCUUCUGUCUAGGGUUUGUGAGUGCUGCUUCUUCGGUGCCACUGCCUAACAAGUUGACUUGGCAUUAUUACAAAGUCCAUAAUACUUGUGAUGAAGCAGAGAUUUAUGUACGGCACCAAGUGCAGUUGCUUUGGGACAAGGAUAAAACCAUCACCCCCAAGCUCCUCAGGUUGCUCUACUCCGAUUGCUUCGUCACGGGUUGUGAUGCAUCAGUGCUCCUUGAUGGUCCAAACUCAGAAAAAACUGCACCACAAAAUUAUGGGCUUGGAGGGUUUGUUUUCAUCGACAAGGUCAAAAGUGUUCUUGAACAACGUUGCCCUGGCGUGGUCUCUUGUGCUGAUAUUCUCAACCUUGCCGCUAGAGAUGCCGUUCAUUUGGCAGGCGCACCAUCUUAUCCUGUUCUUACGGGAAGAAGAGACGGCCUGACAUCUAGCAAAUCAUCCGUGGAUCUUCCCUUACCGUCCAUCUCAUGGCAGGCUGCGCUCACAUACUUCAAAUCUAGGGGCUUGGAUGUAUUGGAUAUGACCACUCUCCUAGGCGCACAUUCAAUGGGCCAAACACAUUGUCGUUACAUUGUUGAUCGGCUGUACAAUUUCAAUAACACGGGAAAGCCAGACCCAGGCAUGGAACGUUCAUUCUUAUCCGACAUGAGAAAGCUUUGCCCGCCGAGAACAAAGAAGGGACAGAGCGACCCACUGGUGUAUCUAAACCCGGGAUUCGGCGCCAACCACACAUUCACAGAAUCCUACUACUCUAGAGUCCUAUCUCACAAAGCUGUACUUGGAAUUGAUCAACAGCUACUGUAUGGUGGUGAUACUAAGGAAAUUACCAAAGAGUUUGCUGCCGGUUUUGAGGACUUUCGGAAGUCAUUUGCUCUAUCAAUAAACCGGAUGGGAGCUUACCAGGUUUUGACAGGAAACCAGGGGGAGAUACGAAAAAAUUGCCGAAUUCCAAAUAAGAAGUAGAUGGCAAGCUAUUAAGAAAGGGCAAAAUGGUCAUCAGGGUGGCAUUGUUUUGUGAUGUUUUAGGAGGAAUAAUUAAUAAUGACCUAACGAAAAGUACAUUUCUGAUUCACAAAUAAAAUUAUCAAACAAAGUUUCUUAGGUUAUGACUCUCAGCAUAUGAUAUUUUUGUAUAACUAUCAAUACAUCUCUCUCUCAAAGUAAUCACAUUCUCAAGUCCACAAGAUAUUAGAACUCUCAGCACCAAGUUUGCUCUUCAAAAUAUGAUGUAAUGAAGAUUACAAGAUUGAAAAAUAGUCAUGUUCGUCAAACCUGUAACAGGUAUCCGCCAAAGCUAAGCAGUUAGACCUCCAUGCACGAAAACAGAGAAACUUCUUCCCUCUUUAGAAUCUCUCAGCUGGC